GUGCAGAUUAAAAAUCUAAUGGAAAUAACCAAAAGGCAAAUCGAGGAAAGAAAGAAGCAACUUCAAGGCCCUAUACCGCAGCCAGUGGCGACCCAAGCACAUCCAACAAAUAGCGGUCCUUUAGCUGGACAACCUCUGCAAUUAGCUAAGGAUGCUAUUGACAAAGCUCGUAAAGCCGCCGAACUUCAAGCUAAAAUACAACAACAAUUCAGUAACAAACCUGAUUUAGUAAGUACGCAUAGAGCGGUGAUGACUUGUAUACCGAAAUCUGUAAUAUUAGAUAAAGAAGGUCGAAUCGUUGAUGCAAGCGGUAAAGCUAUACAAAUGACUCGACGAAUGCCAACAUUGAAAGCAAAUAUCACAGCCAAAAAAGUUGAACAAUUUAAAACUGAUAAGAUCGACGAUAACCUAGAAAAUAAAAGUUUUUUUGACCCACGUGUUAAUAUCACUAUGGGUGCUCGUAAUCGACGGUCAUUUAAAUUUCAUGAGCAAGGCAAAUUUGAAAGGGUUGCUCAGCAAUUGCGUGCGAAGGAAAAAUUAGAAAAAUUAAAGAAUGAAAUUGCUUCCGUUGCUCAGAAAACAGGCAUUUCGUCUGCAACAAAGAUUGCUAUGCUUGUGCCUCAUAAAGAAGCUCUCCAAGAUGAUCUGAUACCUGAUGUGGAAUGGUGGGAUUCUUACAAUGAUGUUGAACUCAUUGAAUCGGAUGAAGUAGAAUUUCGCGCUAUUACCAAGCUAGUGGAACACCCUCCUAGUGUUAAAAUUCCCGGUGAUCAACCAGAACAAAUUGCUCCGAAAGUUUAUUUGACUAAAAAGGAAAGAAAGAAAAUAAGAAGGCAAAAAAGGAAAGAUAUUGAAGCAGAAAAGCAAGAGAGAGUAAGAUUGGGAGCAGUCGCUCCUCCUGAGCCUAAAGUGAAAUUAAGUAACUUAAUGCGCGUCCUUGGUAACGAAGCCAUUCAAGAUCCAACAAAAGUUGAAGCUCAUGUUAGAAAGCAGAUGGUGCAACGUCAACGAGUUCAUGAGGCUGCAAACGCAGCUCGAAAACUAACUUCAGAACAGAAACGCGAGAAAAAGAUACGCAAGCUAAAGGACGAUAUGAAUACUGGAUGUCAUGUAUCCGUUUAUAGAGUUUACAGUUUGAAUAACCAAUCAAAGCGAUAUAAAGUUGAUGCCAAUGCUCAGCAGUUUUUGUUAACUGGAUGUGUGGUUAUGUUUAAAGAUAUCAACAUAGUUAUUGUUGAAGGAGGACCAAAGAGUCUGAAAAAGUAUAAACGAUUGAUGUUACAUCGCAUCAAAUGGAAUGAGGACGUCAUUGCGAAACAAGAUAGUAAUAAAUCGGAAGAAAGACGGAAUAAGUGUUGCCUUAUUUGGGAGGGGCAAGUUAAAGAGAAAGCAUUUAAUGAUUGGAGAUUUAAAUCGUUUACUACUGAAAUUGCAGCCCGUGAACAUUUAAAAAAGUACGGGGUUGAGCAUUAUUGGGAUCUUGCUCUUAGUAUGAGUAUAAUUGGAGAAGAAGAAAAUUAA
Messenger RNA from Trichoplax adhaerens, 1521 nucleotides. RefSeq lists its product as uncharacterized. Gene Ontology annotation, biological process: mRNA splicing, via spliceosome. The coding region runs from base 19 to 1521 and encodes 500 amino acids. The record is from RefSeq and is a predicted model, not a curated record. The transcript is spliced from 16 exons. NCBI's taxonomy places the organism in Eukaryota, Metazoa, Placozoa, Uniplacotomia, Trichoplacea, Trichoplacidae. Gene Ontology annotation, cellular component: U4/U6 x U5 tri-snRNP complex.